Messenger RNA from Pocillopora damicornis (cauliflower coral), 1657 nucleotides. RefSeq names its product dynein light chain Tctex-type 5-B. Gene Ontology annotation, biological process: microtubule-based movement. The record is from RefSeq and is a predicted model, not a curated record. Gene Ontology annotation, cellular component: cytoplasm; cytoplasmic dynein complex. NCBI's taxonomy places the organism in Eukaryota, Metazoa, Cnidaria, Anthozoa, Scleractinia, Pocilloporidae. Gene Ontology annotation, molecular function: dynein intermediate chain binding.
AAAUUCUUUAGUCUCAACGGAAGUAAAGCUUAAGGGCUUUGUUUAGAAAGGCAUUUACGAAGUCGGGGCUAAUCUUCCUUAAUGACGCUUUUUCUGAAGAAGAUAUUAAUCCUGAAUAGUGGAUUAAUGAAAACUCACCGCGAUAUCGAUCAAAUUAUGAUUUCUUCUGGUAACAUUAAUGGUUUGAAAGGAACUAAGCUUGAAAAAAAUCUAUGAUAAAUCAUCAGCGAACGAUAAGGUUCAAAUUUUCAAGACUCCUAAGUUUCCUAAAAGAAAAUGUGAGGUGUUUAGUAUGGAGAAUCUUCAUUCCAAUCGAUUAUAGAUGUUAAACGAUCGGACAAUCGUAUUAAGGUUUUUUCUCCUAAAGUGAAUCACUGAAAAUUAAAAGAUAAACAGACCGGAACAAAGACUGAACGGUUAUGGUAAAAUAAAACUGUUUAGUCACGUAAACUUUUCGUAUACGAUUUUGUAGAAAUGCGAACAGAAAUUUCUCACUCCAUGUCGCCAGAAAACAAAUACAGUUAAUUCUUUGAGAAGUUUGAAGUCUUAAGCUGUACAAGUACAGGAGUCGAGACUGUCUAAUCAAUUAAAGUAAUGACAAGCUCUGUUAAUAGCGCUUCUUUGGAAGGAUACUCGACAGGUCUACCCCGAGGAGUGUUGAAGAAAACAGGGAACAAUCAACGUCAGUCGACUUUAGCAAGUCAAGAAUCUUCUAUUCUGUUUUCAUUGGAGGGAGAAAACUUCAAACUGAGCGCGCCGGGUUUAGAAAACUCAUUUAAAAUGAAGCCUGACACAUCGUUUAAUUCCGAAAGAGUCCGUAAGCUGGCCGAGGACAUUUUGCAUGGAACAUUCGAUGGAAUGAAAUACGAACGAGAAAGAUGUCGACAGUUAGCGUUGAAGGCGAGUGAGGAACUGAAAGAUAAAGUUAAAGCGGAGCUUGGUUGUAACAGGUUCAAGUUUGUUUGCUUGGUUUAUUUGGGAUCGAAGCAAAGUCAGGGAAUGAGCAUCACCAGCCGCUGUCUGUUGGAUGAAAGAUUUGAUAGAUGCGCAACGGCCUCGUUUCAAAAUGGCUCCCUGUUUGUUGUGGCUACAAUUUACGGCAUAUAUCUGGAAUAACUGUGAAAGACAAUGUCGUCUGCACCUUCCAUUCUUUGCACCCGUAACAGUUCGCUGAUCAUAUACUAGGGAGUCUCUUUUAUCUUGAAUAGUUCAGCUAAUGAUGAAGAGUAUUAAUAGACAGAACAUUUUAUAGGAAAAAGUAGCCAAUUGUCAGGGCACCAACCAAGAGACCGCAUUCCAUAUCCUUUCCAGGAUAAUCAGGAAAACCGUUUUCAGCUGCUUUUAUGAGUCAAUUGUUUUUAGCUCUUUCAUAUGAAAUCUUAAAACUUCAGAAAACUUUCCAGUCCACCGCGCAAUCUUAAAUUAAUCAAUUAAUUAGUCACCCUUUUUUUCGACCAUGGAGAUAUUUUAUUUUGGUUUAAAAUGCGUGAAACCUCGUUGUACAUCUACUUACUAUAUCCGUAAUCAGCAUUUACGGCACUCAUUUGACUAUUUGCAACGGUUUUGCGAAACAUGUUUAUAUAGAACACUUGACAGCAAAUGUAGUAGUUGUAUAAAGAACCCUUUCGCUGAAAUCUUGCAAGUAAAUCUAAUGAUC